AUGGCUGAAUCACAACGAACAAAUAUUUUGAAACACUUGUCGGAUCCCGGCAAGGCGCUCCGGCCAAUAUUUACUUCUCUAAAUGGCGACAACAGCUGGUUGAUGUCCUUCCCUCGACCGGAAUCAGAGCGAGCAGCCGCGGGGAAAGUAUUCUACCAUGUUGCCUUCGAGCCUUGGCUAAAAGGAGCGGCACAUGUUUUCAACUCAUGGUUUGUCAACAUAGCUAUGGUUAAUAAUCCCGAGAUCUCUACCUUUGAGAGUCUUGAGAACUUAGUACGAGAGAUUGAGUCAGCUGCAGCGGCGCAUAAACCGCCGGUGGAUGAGCAACAGGAUCGCCAACAAGACUCGAGUCCGCUUGACGCUAUUCUUCUUGGGUUCUUUCUUUCAGACCAUCUACACCCACAGACCUUGAAGUCGUUUCCUGCCGACAUUCCUGUCAUAGCAACAUCUCCAGGAAUCAAUGUAAUCAAACCCUGGAACCACUUUAAGACAAUCCGAACCAUAAGCAAUCUGAGUCCAUCAGCGACAUCAUGGCAGACUCCUUAUCUCCAUCCAGGCGAGCCUCUUCCCAAAUGGCUGACGCCGAUCUUCCUACCCGGACGUUCUGAACUCAACUUUGUCUUCGCCAUUAUCUGGUCGCACACAGUUGACAACGAAGAGAUACAUGAAGUGAUCCUGGACUCUCCGCACGGCGUCAAGGGUGAUGAGAAGACACUGAACGCUUUCCUCAAUUCAGAGCCCAAGACAAGAAAGUUGGCCAUGCUGCACGGCCUCAAAGAGAGCAGCACUGGUGGCAUUCAAACUUGCUACGGAGCAAAGGGCGGACUUGCACUGAACCGCAAGGUUGGAGGCGUCAAACACUGGGUUGUUACUCAUUCUUCUGAACUAGAGUAUACUGGAGUAUUUAUGAGGAUCUUUGGAACAAAGGAUACCCCGCGAACAGUCGAGUGGGCGCUGGAGGAGGAACAAAAGAAGAAUCCCAAUUUGGAGAGAUUUGAACCGCCCAACUUUGUCAAAGUUGCCAAUGGUGGAUCGACGGUGCUUACAUAUCAGUGA
Molecule: messenger RNA, 1056 nt
Organism: Fusarium sp. VM40
Lineage: Eukaryota; Fungi; Ascomycota; Sordariomycetes; Hypocreales; Nectriaceae
Source: the annotation of a GenBank genome assembly